Mya arenaria is the source of this 1954-nucleotide messenger RNA. RefSeq names its product bile acid-CoA:amino acid N-acyltransferase-like. The record is from RefSeq and is a predicted model, not a curated record. Gene Ontology annotation, biological process: acyl-CoA metabolic process; fatty acid metabolic process. Bases 364 to 1755 code for a protein of 463 amino acids. Gene Ontology annotation, molecular function: fatty acyl-CoA hydrolase activity. NCBI's taxonomy places the organism in Eukaryota, Metazoa, Mollusca, Bivalvia, Myida, Myidae. The transcript is spliced from 11 exons.
UGAACAAGGUAAAACGCCAUUUUUGAAUGAUUAAACUAAAUGUACAUAGGGAUAAUGCAAUGAUUUAACUAUGCCGUGGUUUAACAUCUAUUCAGUAAUAGUUUAGUUUUCAUGGCAGUGGUGUAUUGUAUUAUUUUUCACCCGAAACGUUUAUCCGAACUACGCUUCACGUAUGACAAAUGGACUUAACCUCUAUAAUUAGGAAGUCAAUGUUUAUUGGUAAAUCGAGCUUGAUGCUGUUUGCGAGAGACGAAUUCAUUAACGAUGAUAAAUCAGUUUUAGUGUCAAUACUGAUUUUACCCAACUGAGACCACAGGCAACUAUUUAAAGUAAGCCAGGGUGUAAACCACUUGAACCGCCAGGAUGUUAAAAUCAGUGCGUCGACUAGCCGUGCUGAGCUCACACGUACAAAAUGUCAACCGGAAUAUGUGCUCAUCUGGCGCUACAGCAACGUCCGUCCGUGCGCCGACCAUGUCUGUAAAUCCGAAGUUCUGUUUGGUGGAUGAGAAGAUUAAGAUUCGUCUGACAGGACUGGCGUCCAAUCAGAUUGUGACGUUUGUUGCUGAUGUUAGAGAGAACGGAAGUGUGUUCGAGUCGCGGUGCGUGUACCGAGCAGACGACAGCGGUGUCGUGGACAACUGCACGAGCGAGUCACUAGAUGGCACUUUUAAAGGGGUUGAACAGAUGGGGCUGUUCUGGAGUCUGAAAUCCGUUGGCGCGCGGGUAGCUAUGCGUCUUGUGAAGAAGGACGUUACUCGGCCGAUGGAGUUCACGAUCCGCGUGUUCGACGGAAACCAGGCCGAAGCGCCGGAAAUCUCCUCUGACCCACUCAGUGAGACCGUGGUUCACCGGACAUUUAUGGCACCGGACGUGAAACGAUUGCCUCUUAGGGAAGGUCGCUUUAGGGGAACGGUGUUUCUGCCAAAAGGUCCAGGGCCAUUUCCGGGUCUUAUAGAUAUGUUUGGCGGACUUGUUUCCCAAGUAGAGACACGGGCUGCACUCCUGGCCUCCCAUGGCUACGCAACUCUAAGUCUCGCCUACAUGUACGCAGAAGGCCUUCCGCAGGAGGUCGCCCACGUCAACAUUGAUUACAUACGGGAAGCGUUCGAAUGGUUCUCUGGUCUGGAGUAUAUUGACGCCAGUCGACUGGGAGCCGUUGGUCUGUGUUUCGGAGGUUUCCUGUCCCUAGGUCUGACAUCCAUACUACCUCAGAUAAAAGCGGUCGUCAACAUCAACGGUACAUGUAUCACUCUCGGUGAAAACACCACAGAGCUUGAAAAUGAGUGGUUGCGCACGGACCACACGGACAAGAUAGAGGUGACUACUGAGGGUAUAGUCAUAAGAGACAUAUUUGAUAGCGACAAUGCUGUAUGCGUGCCAGCGUGGCAGCACGGGGCCAAGAUCCUGGUUGUGGUCGGCGAAGAUGAUAAGCAAGUCCAUCCCAAAUGGCACACGUACUUCCAAGACAACAUACCUGUACAGUUCAAGGACAAUUUGCAGGUUAUACGUUACCCGGACACUGGCCAUCUUAUAGAACCUCCACACAUGCCAUUCAUUCGAGCAAUAGACGCCGGCGGAAAACGCAUGCUGACCAUCAACUUCAUACCUAAACAGUUCAAAGACCAAAAACUUAUGUCAGGUGGGCACAUGGUGGCACACAGUCACGCCCAGGAAGACGCCUGGCAGAGAAUACUCGACUUUUUGCAUACACACUUGGGCCCGGGCAUGGCAGUUAAAACACCCGCAUGUUUUUGACACCCGGACAGUAGUAACAAACCGGUGUCUGGUGUCAGAGGAUUAUGUUAUUGUUCGAAUACUAUGUUAACACCAUGUUGCUGGUCUCAUACACCUGUCGAGUGUUUGUUGCAAUUGCAUGUUGGUUUUCAAGAAUAAACUACCUCUGACUGAAGAGAUUAGGGUCGAAAUAUAACUGUUAUACAUUGCGUUAUCAAAU